AUGGCAAGCUCAGACGACACAACGACUCCUGCUAGACCGGUUGCACGGCCCGCAACUUCCGCCGUCUCGUUUCGUCCGCUCGCUCGAACUCAGUCCGCCUCGUCGACUCUCGCCUGGAACAACGCGCACCCACCCGCGUCUGGCGCCCAUGACUUGCCCGAAUCUGCUGCGAUGGCGGGGCUGGAGCGAACGACGUCGCAGACGAGCGUCAGGAGCGUGCGGAGCCGGUCGACUUAUACCGGCGGGGCGGCGGGGAUGCUUGGGAGGGGAAGAAGCCGGUCGAUGCGGGCGCCUGUUGUUGUUGGCGGGAAGGAGGGGCGCAUCGAAGAGGACAGCGAGGCGCAGGUCGUCGACGAGGAAGUGGCUGUUGGAGAGCACGACGAAGCGGUCGAGGAGACGGAGGAACAUGCGAACAGGAUGUACGCCCGCUUCUCGCCACGACGGAAGCGUGCGAUAGUCGGCAUUGUAGCAUACGCGGCACUGCUUGCCCCCUUUUCCUCCUCUUCCUUUCUUCCAUCCAUUCCUCAAAUCACCGAAGACUUGCAUACGUCCACCACCGUCAUCAACGUCACUGUCGCCAUAUUCAUCCUCUGCAUCGGCAUCUUCCCGCUCGUCUGGGCGCCUUACAGCGGAAUCUACGGCCGCAAACCUAUCUAUGUCAUUUCGCUUCCCAUCUUCGCCCUCGGCUGCCUCGGUACAGCCUUGUCGAAGUCUCUGUCCGCCCUCAUCGUGACCCGAAUCAUCCAGGCUCUUGGCUCUUCACCCGUCCUCUCCGUUGGGGCGGGCACAAUUGGCGACUUGUAUCCCAAACACGAACGCGGGACCGCAAUGGGCCUUUUCUACCUUGGCAUCCUUGUCGGCCCAGCAACCGCGCCCGCCAUCGCCGGUAUCCUAACCGAGUACGUCAAGCCCUACGGGUUCGGCUGGCGAGCCAUGCAGUACUUCUUGAUGUCGCUCGGCUUUUCAGCCUUUGCACUCGUCCUGCUUUGCUUCCCCGAGACGGCGCAUGCGAAGGGGAUUGAUGUCGUUAGGCAGGAACGGUUACAAGAGAGAGCGGAGAAGGAGGGUGUGGAGUUCGAGGUGUUGGAGAAGGAGGAGGAGCGGCGACGGGCGGAGAUGGGUUGGGUGAGGAGGCAGUGGGACGGGGUCGCGUGGGUCUGGCUCAACCCGCUGGCGCCGCUGAGGUUGUUGCUGCACCCGAAUAUUGCGGCAAUGAGUCUUAAUUCGAGCUUUACUUUAAUGUCGACCUACACCAUCCUCGUCCCUCUCUCCCAGACCCUCGCUCCCCGCUACAACAUCACCAAUGCCGCCAUCCUCGGCUGCUUCUACCUCGCGCAAGGCGUCGGCAACGCCACCGCCUCGCGCUACACCGGCCGCUACGCAGACUGGACGCUUAAGCGCUGGCUGAAGCGACGAGGGGGCGUGUACGUGCCGGAGGAUAGGCUGUACGCGGCGUUGAUCGGUGGCGGAGUCAUUCUGCCUUUCUCGGUGUUGGCGCUUGGGUGGGUGCUGGAUAAGGGGACGGGGAAGGUUGGCCUCGCGUUUGCCUGCGUCUUGACGCCGAGCAAUACAUACUGCGUCGAUGUGAUGCCGCUCCGCUCGAGCGAGGUCAUCGCCGUCAACAACGCCUGUCGGUAUAUCGUCGCUGCCGCCGCUUCCGCCUUUAACGCCAUCGGCGUUGGUUGGACCAACACUUUCGCCGCCUUCGUCGUCUGGCUCGGCUGCGGCAUGGUCCUCCUCACGAUCCGCUUCGGGCCUCAGAUGCGCGCGAUAGGGACGAGGUUGGAGGGAACCGUCUCGGCUGGAACGGAUCUCGAGGGAUCGCAGGAGAAGGAGGGGGUGGGAGCGCUGGGGAGCGCGGAGAGCGGGGCUUCGACGGUUGUGCAGCAGGAAGCGACGGCGAGGGAGGACGAGCAGCCGAGGGAGAAGCCGCCAGAGGCGAGCGGCAGAGCAUAG
Messenger RNA from Rhodotorula toruloides NP11, 1956 nucleotides. Its product is annotated as MFS transporter. The transcript has 10 exons. Bases 1 to 1956 code for a protein of 651 amino acids. Gene Ontology annotation, biological process: transmembrane transport. Gene Ontology annotation, molecular function: transmembrane transporter activity. The record is from RefSeq and is a predicted model, not a curated record. NCBI's taxonomy places the organism in Eukaryota, Fungi, Basidiomycota, Microbotryomycetes, Sporidiobolales, Sporidiobolaceae.